AGUGCCCUGUCUCAACUAAUUUAAGCCAUGGACGUGAUAACCACUUUCAUCUGUCACAUAAAUUUAGACCUCAUUUUAUGUUUCUUGUCAUGUAACCAAGUCGUAUCUGCUCCAGGACAAAACCAUGGGGUUGCAAAAGAAGGCAAAAAAGCUCUUAGGCUGCGCCAUCUUCAUAGAACCCUUCCAUAUCUUGAUCAUUACCCUCCUCAGUCUCUUGCUGCCCCUCUCAUUUCUCCUCCUGACCAGACUCUCUAGUUACAACUAUCUGCUGACCAUCACGUCUGAUCCUGUACAACAACAACCAUCUUCUUUCAUCACAUCUUUAUUCCUGUCAAUCAAUACAGCAGUUCUGUACUUUCUUGUUUCAGUUGUUAGCAUAGCCACUCUUAUUCAUGGCUUGACAGGAAAAAUCACCCUUCUAAGUGAGUCAACAGGCGCAACUUCCCGACCCGGAUUGUACACUGCAUGGAUUAUGUUAUGUACGCUACAGAUUUGUGUUGGCUUGGGCGUUCAACGCAGCGUAUCUGCUGGGAUGUUCGAUGGUUCUGGUUUUGAUAUUCAAAGAAGUUUCUUGAGUAGAGUUAUAUUUUUCUUGGGGUUGCAUGAGACCAUGAUCCAUUGGUCCAGGACUGUUGUUAAGCCAGUGGUUGAUGACACCAUUUUUGGUGCGGCUAGAGACGAGAAGUGGGAACAAAGGCUGACUGUAGCUUUGAGCUGUGGUACUUUGUGGUGGUGGAGGUUAAGGAAUGAAGUUGAGUCUCUGGUUUUUGUGGCAGAGGCAAAGAUAGAGCUGCUGAUGGAUUUAGCAGUGGCUGACAUGGUUGGUUGGUGGCUGUAUUACCUGACGGUAACAAUUGGAAUGGUAAGACUUGUGAAGGGUCUUAUCUGGGUUGGGGUGAUCUUGCUUUGUAAGAGAGUAAGAAGAAGGAAUUCUACUGAAACUUGUGAGCUGGAUGAAUUAGACAAGGUCUGAAAUCGACCUUCUCUAUCCUCCUUUUCUUUUUUAAUAGUAUGUUCUUAUUUUUCAUUCUGCAGGGCAAUUGCUCUGUAAUAUAAUAUGUUGCAUUCCUUUAUU
This is a messenger RNA of Populus euphratica (Euphrates poplar), 1075 nucleotides long. RefSeq lists its product as uncharacterized. Bases 125 to 973 code for a protein of 282 amino acids. The record is from RefSeq and is a predicted model, not a curated record. The transcript has a single exon. NCBI's taxonomy places the organism in Eukaryota, Viridiplantae, Streptophyta, Magnoliopsida, Malpighiales, Salicaceae.